Amphiprion ocellaris (clown anemonefish) is the source of this 3868-nucleotide messenger RNA. Its product is annotated as RNA exonuclease 1 homolog. Gene Ontology annotation, molecular function: exonuclease activity; nucleic acid binding. Bases 76 to 3642 code for a protein of 1188 amino acids. The record is from RefSeq and is a predicted model, not a curated record. The transcript has 16 exons. Lineage: Eukaryota; Metazoa; Chordata; Actinopteri; Pomacentridae. Gene Ontology annotation, cellular component: nucleus.
UCAGUUGGAGCACCUGCCAACGGCCGAGCGUUAAUUAGAGCUACUUGGGCACCGAGAGGACCGUCGUCUUCGACAAUGUUUCCCUCUUUCGGACUUUUUUCCGACAUAAACUGUCCCUUGGCACAGCGUGGACAGUGCAAGCGGCCUCACUGUUUGUACAAGCACGCCGCAGAAGCGCGGUAUGCGUUUGGUGCGUCGUCGACGUUGGUUUUCGCAGGGGUCCGGAAUGGCUGUUUAUUUACUGCCUGUGGAGCCCCAGUGAAUGAUGAGACUGGAGACUGCCUCCAUGAGCUGGAGCAGAUCAACAAAGAAAUUGAGACUGUAAGACAUGAGGUAGAGCAGGAGCAAAGGCGACUGUCACACUACCAGACUGUACAGGCAGAUGGCAGAAACAGUGCAUCCAUUUACAAGUAUGAGACUGCAGGUAAAAAUGUAGACAGAGGUCUUAAUGGACUGCUUUCAUGCUCAGGCUUUACUAAAACGCAUGCCAAAGCAAGGAAGUAUGUGGUUGAUAACUCAAAACCUAGAACAGAUUUGGAGUAUGACCCCCUGUCCAACUUCUCUGCUGACUUGGGGACUUGCAGCUCUUCCGGCAAGGAUCAGAAAAGCCAGCAAGGUUUGAAAAAAGCAAGAAUUUCUGUAUCUUGUGACCGAAAGGAGCCAGCCAAAUUUCAGGUUCUGCUCUCUAGAUCACAAUCAACAGAGCUACAUGAUGACUCUAAUGAAGACAGUGUCCUGAUUAUUGAUGUUCCCCCAUCACCUGACGAAAAGAGAGGUCAGACUCAGAAACCUAUUGUUUCUGUAGCUGGCAGAUUCUCCCAGGAUGCAGUAGGGGAAGUGAUGGAGGCUGAAACAGUACCUAUUUUAUCUGAUACUUCUCUAAAGGUCACAUCUCCAUCUACUUCAAGAGUUGAUACAAAUAAAGUUCAGAAUUAUUGUGAUGUUAAGAACAGUCAAGAUCUACCAACUUGUAUUGAUAACGAAGGACUUGAAAAAACACCAAUUGAUGGAAAUGUAGUUGACUUAUCUGGAUGUUUAAAAGCCCUUAAUAAUGAAUGUCAAAAGAUUAUUGGGUUUCAGUCUACUGAAACUCUAGUGGAGAAAAUCCACGACCCUGUAAGUCUUCUUGCCACCUCAGACAAGCAAAAUCACAGUUGGAACAAUCCUUGGUGUGAGCUGCCCAAUAAUGUUGAGAAAAUUAAUCAACUGCAGCCACCAAAGAACUCCUUGUUUUAUAAAGCUCCAGCUGAUAACUCAUCACAAACCCAACACUCCAAGCAAGCCCAGACAACAAAGCAGCAAGCUCUGACCAGGGUUCAUAACCAAUGGCCUCCUGAGCAAUCAUCGGUGGUCAUGUCAGGAAAGAUGCAGGGGAAAGCUGCUACUGCCAGUGUGGUAUCUGUUGGAUAUGAGGAGCAAGCAGAAUCACCUUCAGGCAGCAAUACACAUGUGACUAACAGAGCUGGGUCUUCAUAUGAAACUACUGAGCAGCUUUUGGUGAAGGCGGAUUGUGAGGAGAUUAUAAUAAUCAGCUCUGAUGAUGAGGCAGAUGAGCUCAACUAUUCAGAAAUGGAGCUUUCAGACAGUGACCCAAUGGAGGAAUGCUACAGGAUCUUCAUGGAGGCAAACAAUGAGGAAAAAGGAAACGAAGCUCAGCCUGACAUACCUAUUGGAGCUAUGGAUGUGGUGAAGCCGGAGGUAAACACCCCACCUCAAACAUUAAGAGGAAAAAAGAGAGUAGCUCAUGAAGCCAAACCUACAGAGCAGCCGGUGGCUAAGAGUAGACCUCAGCCACAGGUUUUGGUUCCUCUCCGUGGGCCAGCAGCUUCAGGAUUUGGCUCCCGGCCCUCUAUCACUUCCAAGCUCCAGCAGGUACAGCAGAGAGCCUCCAUGCUGUCUGCUUCAGUCAAAGGCGGUCAGGCUUUUGUUUCCUCCACAUGUCAAAAUAAGCCAGAAACCCAGAGUGCACCUUCUGCUUUGACUCAAACCCCUGGGAACCUGCAGCCUGCCCUUAUCCAAAAUGCUUAUUUGAACUACAUACCUGUGGGAACUGCUGUUGAAGUGGGCGACAACUUGCACCUGAUCCUCCCAGAGGGUGCCUUCCCUCUGCCUGUUGCUUCCAGUUCCAGCCCAGUUACUACAGUGCUUACUCCAAUCAGCCAAAUGCAUCAGAGCGCUUUCACAGUUAAACAAACGUACCAUCCACCUAUAGUUACCCCUGUGCAGAGAUACUGCUCAACAGCACCUGUGCUCAUUCCUCCUCCGGUACGUAAAUCUUCACUGACCUCUGCUUUUGCAUCAACAUCUUUACAGUCAAGUCCAGCUUCCUGUACAGUUCCUCAAGCUUCCGUCCAGGCUGUGAUUAAGCCAAUAUCCACUAAACGUAAACUGAAGCAGCAGCAGUGUGAGGCCGCCAAAGAAAAAGUGCCCCAUGACGUCCGCCAGCGUUACGUCAGCCUGUUCACAGAGGAGUUCCUCAAAACAACAGGCAAUGCUAAUGAUGCCUUUGAAAAGGCCCUAUCUGAAGAGAGGACUGUGUACAAUCGUAGCAUGAACAAACUCAAAUAUCUGAGCAUUGCAGUGAAUGCACUCAAGAAGAUGAAGAACCAAAGCGCUGUUGCUGCUAAAGGUGAAAAUGAAGUCAACAGCCAAAGACUGAAAGGCAACAUACCACUUAACCUAAAGAAGUUUAAAGCAAACGCAGAUGACAUGGCAUUGUAUGAGAGUUUGAAGGAUUAUAUUUUGACUUAUGAAAAGCUGACUGAGGGCAACUAUCCUGUCCAGCAUCCAGAGAGACAUGGCUGUGCUAUUGUUUUUAUUGAGAAUAAGAGAGUGCAUGCAGAUCCCCUCAAGAGGAUCUGCUGUCGAUGUGGGGCGACAUACUCUGUGAGCCAAACAGGCAAACACAUUCGCAAGGAGGAGUGCAAUUACCAUUAUGGGAAAGCAGUUAAGAAUAGAGUGCCAGGUGGAGUGGAGACCCGCUACAGCUGCUGUGAGGGAGUCAUGGGAACCCCUGGAUGUCAGAUGUUCAAGUUGCAUGUCCAUGAUUCCCUCAGCCUGGAUGGGUUUGUGUCUACUUUGUCCAGAUGUCCCUCAGACACCGGCUGUCCUGGUAUUUACUCCUUGGACUGUGAAAAGUGUUACACCAUCCAUGGUUUGGAGCUGUCCAGAGUGACAGUGGUGAACUCUAGUCUUCAAGUGGUCUAUGACACCUUUGUCAGACCUGAUAAUGAAGUGAUUGACUACAACACCAGGUUUUCAGGCAUCAGUGAAGAAGAUGUAAAGGGUAACCACACCUCCCUCAGAGAGGUCCAAGAGACCUUGUUGAGCUUCAUCAAUGCCGACACCAUUCUCAUUGGACAUGGCCUGGAAACAGACCUCUGUUUACUUAAGUUGCUCCAUGGGACGGUGGUGGAUACAUCAGUGAUCUUCCCCCACCGUCUGGGUCCCCCUCACAAGCUGACCCUCAACAGCCUCACAGCUGAGUACCUCAGGAGGAUCAUCCAAGAGAGUGGUGGUUUGUGGCCACGACACUGCAGAAGACGCUGCUGCUUGCAUGGAGCUCAUGCUGUGGAAGGUCAAAGAAGAUGGAAAAAUGAAAAAAUGCCAGCAAUAAAACCAGUCUCCGCUGUUCAUACAUGAAAAGACAGACAUGGUUAUGCAUAUGUGAAUGUCUGUUUUUAUGAAGCUCUGUCGGUUCUGAGACAUGGAAUGCUCUUAAGUUUUUGGUUUAAUUACAUCAUUUGAUUUGUGUAAAAAUUUUAUUUGCAGCUCAUUUGUCCAUGUCUGUAGAAAUAUUUGUGAUGGCACUAUAGUGUGCUGAGAAAACCUGACGACAGUAUUAUUCAAGUAAAGGCACAGAAUUAAA